UGUAUAAUGUAUAAUAUACUCUACUUACACAAAUGUCAAGCACGGUAUCAGAUGGCCUGCAACACGUGUUUUUUAUUUACACACAAGAUUAUACAGUUAUCAGAAUACGAAUUGUUGUGAAGAAUGUGAAGUGAAAAUAGGUAGAGAAAUGUGCAUAAUAUUUAAUAACAUAAUUCUUAUGCAAUGAAUUUCGCCCAGUCCUAAGUACAUGGUUAAUUUAAUUUUUAUCGUGGACGCAACAUUGAAACGCGUCGAAUGAAAGUAACACGUCAUCAGUAUUGAAUGAAUCCUAUAAGAUAGCUGGCAAUCUAUAUACCUAAACUCUAGAGUGAUAUAUUAAAUUUGACUGCUUCAACAUGGACGACUGGGUGGAAAACAUUGUAGAGCUAGAAUCGAACAUUGAGUCAUAUCCAAAUCCAGGAACCAAAGUGUUUCAAUAUGGUACAUCGGGCAUUCGUUAUAAUUCUGAACACUUAGACCAUGUCCUGCAUCGGAUGGGCUUGCUGGUCGCUUUGCGCUCAAUACAUUUGAAAUCAGCAGCAGUUGGGCUAAUGAUAACAGCUUCGCACAAUCCGCGAGAUGAUAAUGGCAUCAAACUCAUUGACCCUCUAGGGGAAAUGUUGGAAAGCUCAUGGGAAGUGUAUGCUACUAAUUUGGCAAACGCCCCUAACAAUCAGGAUGUAUGUGCCAUGCUCAUAAAUAUCGCUUCUGAGAAUAAUAUUGACAAAAAGUAUACACCUCGUGUGUUCAUUGGUCGUGAUACCAGAAAUUCUGGCAAAAGAUUAUUGGAUGCUGUAUUAUGUGGUGUUAAAGCUUUUAAAAGUAAUGUUGAGGAUUUCGGUAUAAUAACAACACCAAUGUUACAUUUUUUUGUGAGAUGUUAUAACACCAAUGGCCUAUAUGGUCAACCAAAUGAACAUUCUUAUUAUACUAAAUUAACAAACAGUUUUAAAACUUUGCGUAAAAUGUGUUUAGAUUUAAAAAAUUAUGAUCCUGUAAUAGAAUUUGAUGGUGCUAAUGGGGUAGGUGCUUUAAAAAUGAAAGAUGCAAUCAUACAUUUAGAAGAGACAUUGGUAAUUAAUAUGCAUAAUGAUGAUAUAAAGAAUACAGAAAAACUAAAUUACAAAUGUGGUGCAGAUUUUGUGAAAUCAAACCAAUGCCCUCCUACCGGAAUGACUAUUAAACCAUACUCUAAAUAUGUAUCCGUAGAUGGAGAUGCAGAUAGGAUAGUUUAUUCUUUUGUUGAUGAAAACAACAAAUUUUAUUUAUUAGACGGUGAUCGAAUCGCUACUCUUGUGGCUGGUUAUAUAAAAGAUUUAUUAAUUGCUUCUGGUCUUGAUAUCAACAUAGGGUUAGUGCAAACUGCUUAUUCAAAUGGAAAUUCUACAAAAUAUGUAACUGAUAAAUUGAAAGUACCUGUUGCAUGUGUUCCAACAGGGGUGAAAUAUCUUCAUCAUAAAGCCAACGAUUAUGAUGUUGGUAUUUAUUUUGAAGCAAAUGGUCAUGGAACUAUAUUAUUUAAGGAUGCUAUACGAGAACUUAUUCGAAAUCAAUAUACUGUUGAAGUGGAUGAGACAAAAUCACUAGCACUAAAGAAAUUGAUUUGUAUCAUGGAUAUGACUAAUGAAACCGUGGGUGAUGCUUAUUCUGACAUGUUGAUCGUCGAGUCUGUACUUUGUGAACGAGGAUGGAGUAUAAGUGAUUGGUAUGGAACAUAUUCUGAUUUACCAAAUCGUCUGAAACAAGUUAUUGUUAAGGAUAGAAAUACAUUUGAGACUGGUGACGCUGAAAGAAUUUGUUUAAAACCACUAGGUCUUCAAGAAAAAAUAGAUUCUAUUGUGUCAAAGUAUUCUAUGGGAAGAUCAUUUGUCAGACCCUCUGGAACAGAAGAUCUGGUAAGAAUUUAUGCUGAAGCAGACACUCAAAUGAACGCAGAUAAACUUGCUGUUGAAAUUGCUACCGCUGUGUAUGAUAUAGCUGACGGUGUUGGGAAAAAACCAGAAUAAACUAAAUUUUUUAAAUAACGAUUCAAUGUGUUCAAAUAUAGUAAUUAUCCAGGGUUAAUAAAACAUAAGUGAUAACGAAAUUGCAUACUUCUAUGCUGGUAUAGUUACUUUAAUUAUUCUAAAAUGUUUAUGUUCGGUUAUUAUUGCGUUACUUAUUUU
Messenger RNA from Melanaphis sacchari, 2165 nucleotides. RefSeq names its product phosphoacetylglucosamine mutase (gene nst). Bases 357 to 2006 code for a protein of 549 amino acids. Gene Ontology annotation, molecular function: phosphoacetylglucosamine mutase activity; magnesium ion binding. Gene Ontology annotation, biological process: UDP-N-acetylglucosamine biosynthetic process; carbohydrate metabolic process. Lineage: Eukaryota; Metazoa; Arthropoda; Insecta; Hemiptera; Aphididae. The record is from RefSeq and is a predicted model, not a curated record. The transcript has 11 exons.